GGCAGCACCAGCACUACUGAUCACCACCAUGGGUACCGGCAGCACACCCUCGGGGAAGGCAGCAACAGUGCCAGGAGGUAUUGACCUACGAGGAGGAAUAGGAGUAGGAGGCUCAUCAUCAUCAGCAGGAGGAGGAGGGCCAGGGAAAGGAUUGGGAUCUGGGGAUGGUGGCGAUCUGAUGAGCAGCAACAGCAACGCCAACAUCAUCCGAGCAUGUGAUCAGUGCCGCAUACGGAAAAUUCGCUGCGACAAAGAAUCACCAUGUUCCAACUGCCGUAUUGCAAACCGCCAGUGCAGUUCCACUGGUGCAGGUCAGAAACCAAGAGAGGCACGACAGAGGGUCUUGAUAUCUACUCAAUAUGAGCGGAAGAUCGACCAAAUAGAGGAGCGCCUUGGCUCCAUAGAGAAACUUCUGCGCGAGCUCACCCUCACGAGCCGCAAUACCCUUCGGCUGCAGACCACUCUUCCUCUCCACGAGCACCCGCCUGUCGUCUCGCCCGAUGCUGAUCGCCCCUCACCCACGCCAGAUGGCACCACCGACCUGGACUCGUCCGCCUUCGAGGGCCACUCCUCCCUCACUGCCCACUCCCAGUUUGCCAGCGAGUUCCUCGAGAGCGCUGUCGAGCGUACUUCGCUGAGAGACGUCAACCCGAACAUGGCCGCCGCCCUGUCUUCCCUCAGGCAGAUGGUCGGCCUGCGAGGGUCUGGCUCUGGCGGUGCCGGCAGCGCGAGGGACGUCCGGUUCGCCCACCAGCGUGUCCUCCCGCGCGGCGGGUUCCGCGAGCUGCCCAUGCCUCCCGUCACCGCCGUCAUUCCCAUCCUGCGCGAGGUCAAGGAGACUCCUCCUGGCACCUUCACCCUCAUCAGCGUGUGUUGCUUUAUGGCCGUCGAAAAUUUUGCCGAGGCCUGCCGCCGUGUCUAUUUCGCCCUCGAGGACUUCAGCCACGCCACCUUCAUCAUCGUCAACGCCGGCCUGUACUACCUGUUUCAGGAGAAGAGCGUGACUGCGGCCACCGACGCAGCAGUGCGCGAGUACACUGGCUACUACGAGCUGUGCCGGGCCAACCUCGAGACGGGCCUCGCCCACCUGCGCUUCUUCCUGGGUGCUACCAUGGAGACCAUCGAGGCCCUGCUCCUGGGUGCCAGCUACGCCAUCGAGGUGUCCCGCCCCAGCCUCGCCUGGCAGCUUAACACAACGGCUGCCCAAUUGUGUCAGGACCUGGGCUACCACCGCGUCACUGGCGGUACUGUAGGCGCCGAUGGUAGCGAGCCUAGUAGCGUGACCACCGUCCUUGAUGAUAAAAAGGCCAUUCUCUUCUGGUUCAGCUACAUGCUCGACCGGGGCCUCGCCCUGCGGCUAGGCCGUGCUCCCAUCAUCCAGGACUUCGAUGUUACUCUACCCCGCGUCAUCGGCCGCGUCAACGCCACCGAGAUGUGGAAGGAGGUCCUCCGCCUGUGGAUUGCCCACGCCGACGUUCAGGGCCAAAUCUACGAGAGGCUGUACAGCCCAGCGUCUCUGGCGCAUCCGCCCGCCCGCCGCGCCGACGCCGCUCGCACCUUGGCCGCCCGGCUUAAGAUCAUCGAGGAGCAGGCAUCCCUGUUGCGCACGGGAGACAUCAAUCGUCAUGCCAGAGACGGCACCGAUGCUAGGAAGGUUGUGGUCGCCGAGAUGGUCAUGAAGAGUGACCAGGUUUCUUUCCUGUCCAGCCUGACCCUCGUUUACAGGGCCAUUCCUUCGCGCUUCCCUGGGGCAUCCACGUUUGCGGGCGAGUGCAUCGACACGGCCCGCCUCGCCAUGCAGACCCACGAGGAGUGUAUGAAGUUGAUGGGAUCCAACCUGUGGGUUGCGGCCUCGUACAUCCACUGGACCAUCCUCUACGCCCCUUUCGUGCCCUUCAUCGUCAUCUUCUGCCACAUCAUCGAGACCUCAGACGUCGCUGAUCUCCACCGCCUGCGCGAGUUUAUCGACUCGUUGCAGCCCACCUGUGCCGUAUCCGAGGGCAUCGAAAAGCUGCACCGCCUGUUCUCGGUCCUCUACAACGUCGCCAUGUUGUACGUCGAGGCAAAGGGCAGGGCGGGUCAGCACCAAGACACCGACAUGGCCCCGAUCGGGAACGAGUUUGAUGUUUACCUCAGCGCCCUGGGCUUCAUGCCUGUCGACGACCCAUCCGGGAGCAUGGCUGCUGCGGCCGCUGCGGCCGCUGCUGCCAAUGGCGGCGGUGGUGGUGGUGGUGGUGGUGGUGGACAUGGUACCAAUGCUGGGGCCAUGACAGCGUCACAGCAGACGACGCAGCUGGGUGACUGGUUCUCGGGCAACCGGUACAUGAUGGGGUUGUUGGAGGAGGACCUUUCGCAAUUUCAUCCUAACACGUGGAACAGCGGCGUAUGA
Molecule: messenger RNA, 2389 nt
Organism: Cryphonectria parasitica EP155
Lineage: Eukaryota; Fungi; Ascomycota; Sordariomycetes; Diaporthales; Cryphonectriaceae
Exons: 8
Coding region: 29-2389 (786 amino acids)
Biological process (GO): regulation of DNA-templated transcription; DNA-templated transcription
Molecular function (GO): DNA-binding transcription factor activity, RNA polymerase II-specific; DNA binding; zinc ion binding
Source: RefSeq, a predicted model, not a curated record